Messenger RNA from Sphaerodactylus townsendi, 2746 nucleotides. RefSeq lists its product as uncharacterized. NCBI's taxonomy places the organism in Eukaryota, Metazoa, Chordata, Lepidosauria, Squamata, Sphaerodactylidae. The record is from RefSeq and is a predicted model, not a curated record. The coding region runs from base 17 to 2155 and encodes 712 amino acids. The transcript is spliced from 3 exons.
ACGGAAUCUGGGGAGCAUGGGAAGAAAGGGGAUUCCUAGAGCGGACCGGGUGGCCUCUCGCAUGCCUCUCUCUCGGCAGUCGAGACGUCAAAGGGGCCCGGUCCUUUCCCGCGGCAAAAGCGCAACCGGGAACCGGGGCAAGCGGGGCCGCGGGCCAGCGAUGGAGGCGGCGACCAGCGAGAAGGAGACGGAGACAAGCGUGGAACAGAAAUACAAACCAAACGCGGAAGCUGGCGAGGGGCAUUCAACUCCUAGCUCAGUAAAGAAGAGAAAAUAUUAUUGCUGUUUUAAGGAUGAAUGGUGCAGAGAACAGCCAUUCAAAGACUGGCUUCAGAAAGUGGACAUGAUGACAGCUGAAUGCAUUCUGUGUCAUCAAGGAUUCUCAAUAAAAUAUGAGGGAAGAGGGGCAGUGACCAGCCAUGCCGAGAGCUCCAAGCACAAAGAAUUAGAGAAACAGCACAAAGAAAUGCCUGAAAUUCUGACCUUUUUUAACAAAGCAAACUUCUCCCAAGAAGAUAUGGUGACUGCUGCGGAAGUAGGACAGGUAUAUCACAGCAUCGUACACCAUCUGAGUUACGCCAGCCAAGCCUGUGCGUAUAAAACACUCUCAAAAAUUUUACCCGACUCUGUCGUCGCAAGAAAAAUGUCUUGUGGGCGGACGAAAGCCACCAGCAUUGCCGAGAGCGUUUUGGCCCCCAAAUCACGGGAGCUUUUGCUGAAGGACUUAGAGAACGCGCCUUACUUUUCUGUCGGAUCUGAUGCGUACAACAAGAGAAACAAGAAAUUUUUCCCAGUGACUGUGCGGUACUUUUCUGUGACGGAGGGCAUCAAGCACGGCUUGCUUGAUUUUUACAAUGAAUUGACAAGCGACUCGAUCGCCACGCGGAUCGCCAUUAUUCUACAGGAGAAUGGCCUCAACGUGAGCCGAGUGGCGUCCUACAUGCUCGAUAACGCCUCUGUGGAUUUUGCGAAACACUGGGCAGUGUUCCAGGACCUCAAGCAGCUUAAUGACGGGCUGAUACAGGUGGGAUGUAUGGGCCGUGUCAUCCACAACUGCCUCAAAAAGGGGAUGAGAGCGUUGAGCUUCGACGUGGAAACCCUGAUUUUCAAGAUUUACAGCGAGUUUUCGUCCUCGCCCAAGAAGACGGAAUCCCUUACGUCGUUUUUUGAGUUUGUGGAAACGGAAUACAAAGAUGUGCUCCAGCACGUGUCUACGGGAUGGCUUUCUCUUCUGCCUGCCAUUGACCGAGUCCUGGAAAACUGGUCGGUGCUGAGGGCGUACUUCUUGUCCGAGGGCGAAGAAGAGAGCGUGAAGAUCGUGUGGGAAGCGUUCAGCGUGGAAGAGCACGAGUCUCUUCCUCUUUGCUACGUUCACUUUGUGCACAACCUGAUGAGGAUAUUUUCCGAGGCUGUGAAAAAACUGGAAUGCGACCACGUUGGCAGCACAGAAUUGCACGGUGUACUGGAAGGCCUCCACUGUAAGCUCAAGAGAAGAAGAGAGGACAAAUUCUAUGGCAGGUCUGCCCAAAUCAUUUUGGGCAACAUCUGUGCCUUGGACAACCAAAAAUUCACCGAGGAAGCCGAGGGCAUGUUGACGCGGUGCAUCGCGUACCUGGAGGAUUGUUACAGUUUCAAAACGUCUCCGUUCGAGCCGAUGGCCGUGCUCUCCCUUAACAAUGAGGUCAAGUGGUCUGAUUUGGUGACUCUGGUGGCCGCCCUGCGCAUUGAGAUAGACAUUGACCAGUUGUACAAUGAGUACUGCGUUUUGCAAAAGUUCCGAGAAGAGGUCGUCUCCAGGGAGCAGAAAAUAGAUCAACGGUGGGUGAAAAUUUUCAGGCAAAUCCCUGAGCGUGCAGACAGCCAGCUGUUGAAGCUGGUCUCCUUUGUGCUGUCCAUUCCCGUGUCCAACACCUUCUGCGAGAAAAUCUACAGCCUCAUGGCACAGCUGUGGAGCAAGGACAGAAACAGGCUGAGCGACAGUGUGGUGAAAGCGGAGCUGCAGGUGCAGCUGAACUUCAACAUUUCCUGUGCGGACUUCCACGACUUCUUGUACAAGAACCCGGAGUUACUCAGAGCAGCCAGGGGCCAGCAGAAAUACCGAUUUAAAAAGGAAGACCCGGAGGGUGCUGCCUUUCCCUUGGCAAUUCAGUUUUGAGAAAGGUCGGGGCAAACCAGGAAGAAACCAAGGGCCAGUUGGAAGAUGGCAUCGUGUGGAUGCUCCAGAAAGGACUGAUCUGGUUUGGAAGCCAUGUUGGAGCACUGCAGCCAUUACAGAUGCAACCUCUCUUAUCUGCUCCUGUCCAAACUGAACUGACCCAUUUCGUAGUAAACUGAGCCGCCACCGUCGGGGAAGUUCCUUGAAAGCACAGAGUUUGCAGGUUGUCUCCGUGUUCAGAGUUCCACAAGGGCAAGCAGGCGGAAGGGUUUCCUGGCAGCCAACUUUCAGAAGACUCAGUGCCCAUAGCUUGGGGGCGGGGGGGGGGGGGUUGCAGGCUACCGUUCUUGGCCUCUCCUGCUGCUGGCACCUGUACAACUGACGGCCUGAAUGGAAGGAGGGAUCUGACUGCUUUCACUUAGCAUCCUUGUCGUGGGCCCAUUUCAGGCAUUGAUGUCCAUGAGUCGAGAGAAAUCCUCGGUUAAAACAAAAUUGUUAGGUGCCAUUUUUAAAUGUUGUGAAUUUUUCUGUCUGUUUGUAUGGAUUUCUUUGAAAUGACUCUGGGUGGGGGAAAGGGGGAGGCAAGGCAAG